This is a messenger RNA of Cavia porcellus (domestic guinea pig), 1573 nucleotides long. Its product is annotated as CD209 antigen-like protein C. The transcript is spliced from 8 exons. Bases 21 to 782 code for a protein of 253 amino acids. NCBI's taxonomy places the organism in Eukaryota, Metazoa, Chordata, Mammalia, Rodentia, Caviidae. The record is from RefSeq and is a predicted model, not a curated record.
GGGAGUGGGACAUAAAAGCCAUGGUUUCCACCACUCCUGAGCACAGAGAGACAGCGGUUAACAUGAGCAACCCCAAGGAAUCCAAGGCUCAGCAGCUGGGCCCCCUGGAUGAGGAAGAGCUGAUACCCGGUGGCACCAGAUAUUUCAUAAAAGGCUCUGGAUUCCAACCAACUUAUGGCCCCAAGAACAUUGCAGGGAGCCUGGGCCAUGGUUCGAUAGCCCUGGCGCUGAAGCUGCUCUUCCUCCUUUUCUUCUCUGCAGUUCUGGUGGCUGUCCUUGUGAAAGUCUCCAAGGUCCCCAGCUACCAGGAGCAGAGGCAGGCAAAACAAAAGAUCAAUAAAGAAAUGAUGCAACUAAAGACUGAAAUAGGCCACCUGUGCCGUCCUUGCUCCUGGGACUGGACAUUCUUCCAGAGAAACUGUUACUUCUUCUCCAACUCCAAGCUGAACUGGAGCGCCUCUGUCACUGCCUGCCAGAAAAUGGGAGCCCAGUUGGUGGUCAUCAAAGAUCCUGAGGAGCAGAACUUUCUGCAGCUGAGUUCUAAGAAUAGAGGCCCCACCUGGAUGGGACUCUCAGACCUGAAAAAGGAAGGCAUAUGGAAAUGGUUGGAUGGUUCUCAUCUGUGGUACAGGUUGUUGAAGUACUGGCUGCCAGGGGAGCCCAACAAUGAGGGGCAGGAACACUGUGCAGAAUUUAGAGGUGAUGGCUGGAAUGAUGACAACUGUGAACUCGAGAAAUUCUGGAUCUGCAAGAAACUGGCAGCCUCCUGCUCCAACAUGUGAAGUCCAGUCUCUCUCUUCAGCCCCUGCAGCUCAAAUGUCCCCACCAGUGAACCAACUUCUGGACCUGAGGUGGGCCUCCCAGAUCUCUGUUCAAGAAAGGACAUGUUGGCCCCACUGCUGUGAGUUCUAUUGGAGGCAGGUAGAACCUGUGAAUCAUUCCCCAUCUAUACUCUGCACAGGAAGUUGCAUCUCCAAAGUCAGGGUGCUUCCUAGAGGAGCUCAAGUGGGAUGAGAUGCAGGAUGAUAAAGAUCUGGAUAUGUUGGGUCAACAUGGGGCUCUACUGACCACUCCAGAGCUCCCAGUGUGGUCACUGAUGCCUGCUGUCACACCCUCUCCACCUGGCUUAGACAAGCCCAUUGCUGCUACUACUUAACAAGCCCAUGGAUGUUUGAUGUUUGUCUGGUUUCUUAGGCUAUAACAGUGUCUUUUGCUACUCUUAAUGAGCCCCUCUGACCACACUUGAACUUAUGGUAGGGAGGUGACUUGAGUGGAGGCUGGGACAUCUCAGGAUAGGAUUGGCUACUAGAAAGACCUAAUAAAAGGUUGAAAUCUUCUAUCCCAUCUACCAAUUUCCAGGGGGGAUGGCAGUUGGAGAGAGCUCUGCAAAACUCUUUUGCGAUGAGAUUCAAUGACUUCCCAGGUUGUUAAACACAGGAAGUUCCAGAGGGUGGCACACCUGAGCAGGGCGUGGAAGCACUGUGAAACUUUGCCACUCUUUUUCUAUUCUUUGUAUUUUUUCCAUUUGGGUGUUUCUGAGUUAUAUCCUUUACAAUAAACCAGUCAAUAUAAA